GAAAAAUGGAAGGGAAAAAUUCAGUUAAAUUGAUGGCAUGGGGGAAGAAAUUUGGAUUGAACAAAAAAUUAAAACAAAUACAAAAUUGAGUUAAAUGUUGAUCCAACACAUUUAUGAACAGAUGUUUGGACACGCUGAAGCAUAAAAAAUCACACGCUCCCUCUCUAUUUAAAAGAAAAACAAACAAGUCUGUGGUGCGUGAGAGCGAGUUCCGAACCAUUUCCAAACGCACAUUUGAUUGCGUCUAAAAUUGUCCCAUAUAAUUGUUCCCUUCAUAAAGUUUGGAAAAUGACUACGUUUUACUCCCAGUCCCACCCGUUUCCCCCAUCCCCUCGUUUAUAAUCCCCAAAGAGGGAAAAAUUAAAAAUAAAAUUGAAAAAUUAAAAUUAAAAUGAGCCAGACAUAGCUCAUCGGGAACGCAGCAUUUACAUAACUGCUACUGCUACCACUAGAUUUUUGAAAAACCCCUACCUUUUUUUAGAUUUUAUUUUUUUGAGCUUUUUUUAAUUUUUUUCCCCAAUUUGUUUGGGGCAAUGGGGGAGCACAAGAGUAGCAGCAAUAACCGGUGGAACUGGGAGGUGAGUGGCUUCGAGCCACGGCGGACGUCGCCGUCGUCUCCGGAGGACCUACCUAGGGCCACUGUUGCGCCGUUGAUGCGACGGUACUCGAUCUCGGCUGCCUCCUCGUUGGCUUCACCGUUUUCUUCGGAAUUUUCUAAGCAGGCUUUGGCUUCUAAGGUGCUCCGAUUGAAGGAUAAAGUUAAGCUUGCAAAAGAAGACUACUUGGAGUUGCGACAGGAAGUUAAUGAUCUGCAGGAAUAUUCAAAUGCUAAACUUGAUCGAGUUACACGUUACCUAGGUGUUCUUGCAGAUAAAACUCGUAAACUAGAUCAAUUUGCCCUUGAAAGUGAGGCUAGAAUAUCUCCGUUGGUCAAUGAGAAGAAAAGGUUGUUUAAUGACUUAUUGACAGCCAAAGGAAACAUAAAGUUAUUUUGUCGGACAAGACCACUUUUUGAAGAUGAAGGUCCUUCAAUUGUUGAAUUUCCUGAUGAGUGUACUAUUCGUAUAAAUACUGGUGAUGAUACAAUUGCCAACCCCAAAAAAGAUUUUGAAUUUGACAGGGUUUAUGGGCCUCAUGUUGGACAAGCUGAGCUGUUCAGUGAUGUUCAACCAUUUGUGCAAUCAGCCUUGGAUGGAUAUAAUAUUUCCAUAUUUGCUUACGGACAAACUCGGUCAGGAAAGACACACACCAUGGAGGGAUCUAACCAUGAUCGUGGCUUAUAUGCUCGUUGUUUUGAGGAGCUGUUUGAUUUAGCCAACUCAGAUUUAACUUCAACAUCAAAAUUCAAUUUCUCAGUCACAGCCUUUGAUCUAUAUAAUGAACAGAUAAGGGAUUUGCUCUCAGAAUCAGGGAGUACUUUACCAAAGAUAUGUUUGGAGUUACCGGAAUCUUCUGUAGAACUUGUGCAGGACAAAGUUGAUAACCCAAUGGACUUCUCUAAAGUCCUGAAAGCAGCAUUUCAAAGCCGCGAAAGUGACACAUCAAAGUUCAAUGUUUCUCAUUUGAUCAUCAUGGUGCACAUAUAUUAUAGUAAUGUGAUCAGUGGAGAAAACUCAUACAGCAAGCUUUCUCUGAUUGACUUGGCUGGAAGUGAUGGUCAAAUUUUAGAAGAAGAUAGUGGCGAGCGUGUGACGGACUUACUUCAUGUCAUGAAAUCACUUUCAGCGUUGGGAGAUGUUUUGUCUUCUCUGACUUCAAAGAAGGAUAAUAUUCCUUAUGAAAAUUCAAUGCUUACCAAUAUUCUUGCAGACUCGCUAGGGGGAAACUCAAAAAGUUUGAUGAUUGUUAACAUCUGUCCAAAUGCUGCAAAUCUAUCUGAGACAUUAUCAUCUCUCAAUUUCGCUGCACGAGCUCGAAAUUCUGUGCUAAGCCUUGGAAAUAGGGAUACUAUUAAGAAAUGGAGAGAUGUUGCCAAUGAUGCACGCAAGGAGCUCUAUGAGAAGGAAAAGGAAAUUCAAGAUCUGAAACAAGAGGUUUUGGGACUAAAACAAGAACUUAAAGGGGCAAAUGAUCAGUGUGUCCUACUAUUCAAUGAAGUUCAGAAGGCGUGGAAAGUUUCUUUUACUCUGCAUUCAGACCUAAAGUCUGAAAAUGUUAUGCUUGAGGACAAGCAUAAGAUAGAGAAGGAACAGAAUGCACAGCUCAGAAAUCAAGUUGCUCAAUUGCUACAGUCGGAACAAGAGCAAAAACUGCAAAUGAAACAAUAUGAUUCGACGAUUCAAACAUUGCAGGCAAAAGUAAAAAGUCUUGAAUCGCAACUAAAUGAAGCCAUUCGUUCUGGUGAAGCUAAGUCCGUUAGCUCAGAAAAGGGGUCUGGAGUUUCAACAAUAUCAAAUACAGCAGCGGAUGGUAUGGAUUCUUCAGCUGUGACUAAGAAACUUGAGGAGGAACUCAAGAAACGUGAUGCUUUGAUUGAGAGGUUGCAUGAAGAAAAUGAGAAAUUAUUUGAUAGAUUGACCGAGAAAGCAUCUACGGGUGGAUCACCACAGGUGCCAAGCCCAUUUUCAAAAGGAACAGCAAAUACUCAGCCUCAAGACCCUGGGAGGAAUGAUCGACGGUCCAUGGAUGUCCCUUUGCAAUUGGCCAUGGAUAAGACUGAUGGUGCAGGUGCUUUGGUUAAAGCUGGUUCUGAUAAGGUUAAAACCACACCUGCUGGAGAAUAUCUUACUGCUGCACUGAAUGACUUUGAUCCUGACCAAUAUGACAGUAUUGCUGCGAUUUCAGAUGGAGCAAACAAGCUUUUGAUGCUGGUCCUAGCAGCUGUCAUUAAAGCAGGUGCUUCCAGAGAGCAUGAAAUACUUGCCGAAAUUAGAGAUGCUGUUUUUGCUUUUAUCCGAAAAAUGGAACCAAAGAGGGUUAUGGAUACCAUGCUUGUUUCCCGUGUUAGAAUUUUAUAUAUAAGAUCUUUGCUUGCUAGAUCACCGGAGCUUCAGUCCAUCAAGGUUUCCCCUGUUGAGUGCUUUCUAGAAAAGCCUAAUUCAGGACGCAGUAGAAGUUCCAGCCGAAGCAACAGUCCUGGAAGAUCUCCUGUGCGCUAUGUUGAUGAGCAGAUCCAGGGAUUUAAAGUAAAUAUAAAGCCAGAAAAAAAAUCAAAGUUGUCUUCUGUUGUUUCAAGAAUACGUGGAUUUGAUCAGGAUACCCUGAAGCAGCAGCAGGUUACUGGUGGAAAGCUAAGAGAAAUACAAGAGGAGGCCAAAAGUUUUGCAGUUGGAAACAAGGCUCUUGCCGCUCUUUUUGUCCAUACUCCUGCUGGUGAAUUGCAGCGGCAAAUUAGGUCGUGGCUUGCAGAAAACUUUGAGUUUCUUUCUGUUACAGGGGAUGAAGCAUCUGGGGGGACCACUGGCCAGCUAGAGCUUCUUUCAACUGCUAUUAUGGAUGGUUGGAUGGCUGGGCUAGGUGCUGCACUCCCUCCUAAUACGGAUGCUCUUGGUCAGCUUUUAUCAGAGUAUGCAAAGCGGGUUUUUACUUCUCAGUUGCAGCACUUGAAGGAUAUUGCUGGAACCCUAGCAACAGAAGAGGCUGAUGAUGCUUCACAAGUGGCAAAGUUGCGUUCAGCUCUUGAAUCUGUUGAUCACAAACGAAGAAAGAUUUUGCAACAAAUGAGAAAUGAUGCUGCGUUGCUAACAUUGGAGAAUGGUAGUUCACCCAUUCAGAACCCUUCUACUGCAGCUGAAGAUGCCCGUUUAGCUUCUCUGAUUUCUCUCGAUGGCAUCUUGAAGCAAGUCAAGGAUAUAACAAGGCAAUCUUCUGUUAGUAGCAUGGGUAGAAGUAAGAAGAAAGCAAUGCUAGCAUCACUAGAUGAGCUGGGGGAACGGAUGCCCUCCCUUCUUGAUAUCGAUCAUCCAUGCGCUCAGAGGCAAAUUGCCAAUGCUCGGCGCGUGGUUGAGUCUGUUCGUGAAGAGGAUGAUCCAGCACCAGAGAUACACCAUGCUCAAAGGCCAUCUGGGGAAUUGGGAUCUGGUACUGAUACAGAUGUUGCACAAUGGAAUGUAUUACAAUUCAACACAGGCUCAACAACCCCAUUUAUCAUCAAGUGUGGAGCAAAUUCCAAUUCCGAACUGGUUAUCAAAGCAGAUGCAAAGGUUCAGGAACCCAAGGGUGGUGAAAUUGUAAGGGUUGUUCCUAGACCCUCUGUUUUAGAAAAUAUGAGCUUGGAUGAAAUGAAACAAAUAUUCUCCGAACUUCCAGAGGCUCUGAGCUUACUUGCCCUAGCCAGGACUGCGGAUGGCACCCGAGCUCGGUAUUCCAGAUUGUAUAGGACAUUGGCGAUGAAGGUUCCAUCGCUGAGGGAUCUAGUCGGGGAGCUCGAAAAGGGGGGAGUGUUAAAAGAUGUAAAGUCGUGAAUGCAAAGGGUGUUAGUUUUAUUUUUCUGAUGUUGAAGAGUGUGUGUGUGUGUGUGUGGAUGGAUUUUACAUUAGGAGGGGGUUGCGAUUUGCAGGGACAAAGUGGGUGUUGUUGUAAACCUGUGAUUUGACGUGCUCUGUAGGGAUUUGCCGAGUCAAAUGUAUUGGAAGGUGGUGCAACUGUUGAUGCCCCUUGUAUCACAUCACACGUUGAUAAUAGUGGCAAUUUUAUGCAGGCAUCCAUAA
Messenger RNA from Gossypium arboreum, 4649 nucleotides. Its product is annotated as kinesin-like protein KIN-14B. The transcript has 23 exons. The coding region runs from base 534 to 4403 and encodes 1289 amino acids. NCBI's taxonomy places the organism in Eukaryota, Viridiplantae, Streptophyta, Magnoliopsida, Malvales, Malvaceae. The record is from RefSeq and is a predicted model, not a curated record. Gene Ontology annotation, molecular function: microtubule binding; microtubule motor activity; ATP binding. Gene Ontology annotation, biological process: microtubule-based movement.